Messenger RNA from Pediculus humanus corporis (human body louse), 1302 nucleotides. Its product is annotated as Harmonin, putative. Gene Ontology annotation, cellular component: cilium; stereocilia ankle link complex; stereocilium tip. Gene Ontology annotation, molecular function: protein binding. Gene Ontology annotation, biological process: rhabdomere development. The transcript is spliced from 7 exons. The record is from RefSeq and is a predicted model, not a curated record. The coding region runs from base 1 to 1302 and encodes 433 amino acids. NCBI's taxonomy places the organism in Eukaryota, Metazoa, Arthropoda, Insecta, Psocodea, Pediculidae.
AUGGAUUUUAACAACGUGAAAUCAAUUUGUCAUUGUUCGUCGUCUGGAAGCGUCGCUUCAUCGAGCGGUUCCUCAAGAUCCUCCAGCAACGACAUACCUGAUAAAAGACUACGUACUAUACAUCUUAGAAAAGAAACCGGGAUUUAUUUAGAAGGAAAUGGGAAAACCGGAAAUAAAUUAUAUCCGAACGUUAAAGCCAACAGUUACGGUUUUAGCUUUCGAGGUGGAAAAGAAUUCGGUACCGGAUUUUUCAUAUCCGUCGUUGAAAAAGAUUCCGAAGCCGAAUACAAAGGAUUAAAAGUGGGUGAUCAAAUUAUUAGAAUCAACGGACUACCCGUCGAUGAUGCCACACAUCGGGAAGUUCUCCAGUUGGCUCAAUCUCAUCACCAACUCACGCUCACCGUUAAAAAUGUCGGAAUCAUACCCGUCAAAGACAAAUCCGACGAUCCUCUCACGUGGAAAAUUGUGGAUCCGAACGGAAAUAAUUCAAAUAAUUCCAGCAACAACGUGGAUACGAAUCAAACUUUCGGUUGUGACGUUGAUCGUAUAAUUAUCGAAAUACCGGAAAGUACUCAAUUGGGAUGCGGGAUUUGCAAAGGACCCGACUGGAGACCUGGAAUAUUCGUACAAUAUACGAAACCGAAUUCUUUAGCACGUCGAUGCGGUUUACAACCCGGUGAUCAAAUAUUACAAUGCAACAGAAUAUCUUUUCUCCAGAUCGAUUUCAAUUACGCGGUGACCGUUCUCAAAGGUGCACAGACGUUAGAUCUCGUAUUGAAAAAAGGUUCGGGUAUCGAUUUAUUUCCGGGAGAAUCAUCCGGUUACAGUUCGUCGAGUUCGAUAGCCGACGAAGCCGUAACGCAAAAUCCAUCGAAACCCAAAAGGUUAUCAAUGGUCGCAGAAGAAGGAGACGAAAGAAACGGAAGAAAAUCAUGUCAAUGUAAAACCGGAAGGAAUUCGCUAAAACCUUUCGGAAGCAUCGAUUCGAUAUUCGAUAACGUAUCGAACGCUGGUUCGAAUUACCGGGAAAAAAGUAAAUCGAUUGAAAUCCUAACGGAUACUAACGAUAGGAAAAUUAUCGAUACGACGAUGGCAAAAGUUUUAAUGGAAAACGGUAACGUCACAUCCGUUCAAGUUCAUAGGUCGGAUGAUGCCGACGUCGAAGAUGACGACGGUUAUGGUAAAAACAAAAUGGACGUCGAAAAAAGUUCGAGCAUAAGUUCAUUUUCGAGCGGAUGUAGUUUAACAAGUGCCAUAAGUCGAGAAAUAGAAAAAAGAAAAGAGGUAAGGAUUUUUAUUUAA